AUGGGCGUCAGAGCUCCUUAUAAUGGACUUCUUUACGGUUCAAUCGUUUUCAUCAUCCUUAUUGUCCUCACAGCCAUUAUCCUCGGAAUAGUUUUCCGUAAGGGUCAGACCUGCUACGCAAUCAACUUUGCUACAAUUUUAUAUGUUAUGGCUUGGAUCAUGUGGAUAUGCGUAUAUCUUUGCCAGAUGUUCCCAUUAAUUGUUCCACAGAAGACGAAACCAUAA
Molecule: messenger RNA, 225 nt
Organism: Trichomonas vaginalis G3
Lineage: Eukaryota; Parabasalia; Trichomonadida; Trichomonadidae
Product: ATP synthase subunit H family
Exons: 1
Coding region: 1-225 (74 amino acids)
Biological process (GO): proton transmembrane transport
Cellular component (GO): proton-transporting V-type ATPase, V0 domain
Molecular function (GO): proton-transporting ATPase activity, rotational mechanism
Source: RefSeq, a predicted model, not a curated record